UUUUUUUUUACAUAUUAUUAUUAUUUCCCUCCACUCCAAUCUCCAUCUCCUGCCCCUUCGUCAACUUGCUCUCUCUGAAUCUGGCUAAUUCUUCAUCAACUUUACAUUAACUCGACUCACUUGAACAGGCUCUCAUUCUUUAAACUCUCUUUUCAUUCAUAAUGGCCGACGUGGAUGAAUUCCCUCAGAACGACGAGGCGGCCAAGAGGUUCAAGAGUGGGCCGAAAAGAAAACAGCCUGGCACUGUCAUACUACCACCUGCAUCCUCUUCUUCUGGCUCCUCUUCCUUUUCUUAUUCUUUAUCCACACAGCAACCAAUAUUAACCCAUAAUACACCCGCCUCAUCAGCUAUUGAGACAUUAUCAAGCACAUCCUGGGGAGCUUCUACUACGGACCAUCCUAACAUCUCUGGUACUUCAAGCAUGGUUUAUCAACAACCCAGAUCAAUACAGCAUCAUACUUUACCUGCUCAACCUCUCCAGCUUGAUAGCUCCAGUUUCCAACAUCUUUCAAACGGCAAUAGCAUCGGCAGCGCAGCUAGUCAUGACAGCAAGAAAACGACCGUUUCUGAUGGGCUUCGGUCACCAGUGAAUGAAUCUUCCUCCACUCGACAUGUUCGAAACAGCAGCAGUUUCCUGGACCUUCCUACACCAAAAACUGUUAAUAUUGUUGAUCACUCCAGCGCAGAAGACUUGGAGGCUCUCACAACGAUGCUCGCUGAAACGACACUUAAUAGUCUCUCCUACUAUGGUCCAAAUGCAGCGAUGGUUGCAACUGUAUUCAAUGAUGAGGAUUUAUGGGGACCUCAACUUGGUGCUGGGAAUACUGAGAGUGAUGUCCUCGUUCCUGAAGAGUUGCAGAUCCUUCCUGAUGCAGCAACGCGAGAUCAUUUGAUAGCGCUCUACUAUAAGAACCACUAUUGUAGUUUGCCAAUGGUUCAACGUGAAGUACUCCGAGUCUGUCAGGAAAACAUUCAUAUUCCACAUUGUCUGCUGUUGUGUAAUGCCGUCUAUUACUGUGGAUCUAUGUACUCUGCAAACGCGCACAUGCUUCGGAAAGACAUGAAUGAUGAGAGCACUGUAGGCGAGGAAUUUUUUUCACGGGGACAAGCAUUGCUAGAGAAAAAGUAUCUGACAACACAUCUGUGUACUAUUCAAGCCUUACUACUUUUUGCUAUUGGAUUUAAAUCGCCUGCACAACGGUUGGCUUUUAUCAGUCAAGCAAUCACGAUGGCUUUAGAUAUGGGCCUUCAUACGCGACUUGAUGAGAGUAUACAUCCUUUUGUUCGUGCUUAUAGGGCACGAGUCUUUUGGUGUUGCUAUUUAUUUGACUCGACAGCAUCAGCAGUCAAUGGAAAGCCAGGUCUUAUCAAUGAUGACGAAAUUAGUGUGGAAAUGUUCCAGGCAGGCGAUUUGGGGCCCGAAUCAGAGACCUUUUCGGACCAAUAUCUUAUUCACUGUUUACAUGGAUGGCAACUUUGCCGCAAGAUCCGUAAAAACUCCAAGCUGAUUGUUCGACAACCACCACCUGAUCGCUCACUUCUACUUGACAACCUCGCGCGACUUGACAAUGAAUUGGUGGAAUGGCAGCGAAAUUUACCAAAGCCUUUUGAUUUCCAACCCAUAGAUGGCUGUAUAAUUUCCAAAAUUUCCUCAUUAGCGGCUUGUGCGCAAUUGCUCUGCUAUGCGCUAAUCAUUUUGCUUCAUCACCCAUACUUGCCCAAUCCCAAGAGCCCAGAUGCAUUCCAGCCACCAGCACCAGGGAUGCCAGAUUCUCAAGGUUAUUGUACGCAGGCAGCUAAAGAGAUCACUAAAAUUGCGGGGAUUCUGCUGAGGGAAGCACCAAGGACCUUUGAACAGAACACACCAGCACGCUACGCUCUCAACUUUGCGAUUCGAAUUCAUCUUAGAAACUCGAAAUGCAUCGCUGACACAGCUCUCGCCAAAGAUUCCAGACGGGAUUUACAAAAGACUAUGGACUAUAUUGAGCAUGUAGAGAAUCUCCAAUUUUUCCGUAUCAACCGCGGUAAAAAGUCUGAUGUUGCAGAUCUGCUGGCGUCCUGCCGAGCAGCACUGGCGCAACAAAAAUCAAGUCUAGAUCUUGCUAAAGAAGCGGCGGCAAUAAAGCAUCGACAAAUGCUGAAAGAAAAAGAAGCUCUGAAAAUGAAUCAAACGAGACAGCAAGCUCAGAAACAUGAUGCUUCAGUUCAGCCACCUGUCCUUGCGUCGCAGCCAUUUCCAACAUUUGAGCCAGUAUUCGAUACAUCCCCUUCACCAUCUCAGAUUGUACGGUCAAUGCAGGAAGCACAACAGCACAAAAACAUUCAGCAACAAUCAUAUAAACAACAUGAGCUCCAUGUCCAAAUGUAUACCCAGGAGCGCAAUCAACAGGAGCUUGCAAAGCUGAAUCAGCUUCAACGCCAAGGCCAGCUCGAUUUGGACCACCAGCGCCAAGAAUAUUUUCAGCAACUUGCUAUGGCGAAGCAUAAACAGCAAAUCUUUAUGCAGCAUCAACACCAUUUUCACCAUCCACAUGUGUAUAGGCCACAACCUCAUCAACCGCAUUUACAGCAACGUACUCCGGAGCAGCAGACACCACAUCUUCCCAUCACACACUCACAUCGACAGCAACAAAACUUGCCUAGGAACAUCAUACAGGCAGCAAUGUCUCAAGCUUCAGCACUUGAUUCGAAUCAAAUCGGAUUAACACCGUUUGUAGGUGUAGGUAGUGGUGUCCAUAAUGUUGACAACAACCUCAAUCAUGCCAGUAGCAACAGCAAUAACAAUAUCAAUAACAAUGGUAAUAACAAUGACAAUAGCAAUAACAAUGGCAAUGGCAAUAUUAAUGGCGAUAUCAGCAGUAAUGGUCUUAACAAUAACAUUAUCCACAAUAAUAACAUCAGCACUCAAAACUAUGGAUCAAAUAUGUUACCGUUAUUGAAUGUCCAGGACCCUUCAGUCUUUGCCAAGCUCUCACCGGAACAACAACAACAACUCUUUGUGGCUUUCAGUCAGAGCCUCAUUAAUCAAGGCAACAUUUUAUUUCCUCAGCAGGGACCUGUGGACUUUGAUGGAAAAUCAGGUCAAGGAGCAUAUUCGAGCCAGAGAACAUCCAUGUUGGAGUUUGGUGGUUUGAUGUCUAACAUUUAUCCUUCGAGCCUGCCUCUGUCUGAUGUAAGCCACAUUGACGCAAAUACCUUUACAAGUGUUGCGCUCAUGAAUAAUACUGCCACCAUCAGCAGCAACAACAGCAGGAUAGGCUUGGAUGGAUGUGUAAAUGACGGAGUAUCUAUUACUCCGCAAAGUAUGCAAAAUCAAUCUCAAUCUCUAUCUCAGCUACAAGCUCAAGUUCAACAACAGCAGCAACAGAAUUCAACAUACAACAAGAGCGCUGUUGGCGUUGGGGAAGGCCACUCUCACAGCUACAAUCACAACAACAGCAACAUCAUCAACAAUACCAUUAGUCUAAGCGAUACAAAUGGAGGUAGCAGGAGUAAUAGAUUUGGCUCACCGGAAUCAAUAUCUUCACCAGGAGGUUCUAUUUCUGAGGAAUCCAUAUUGAAAUCAUGGUCCAUCUCGACUCUACACGAUAACAUUUUCUUGGAUCCAAACAUUGCGCGUGAUGAUCCUAGGAAUGAUCUGGGCUCGUUUAUGUAUCUGCCGAGUGAGUUUGAAUAUGGUGACGCGGCUGCACUGUCUCCAAGCCUAUCCAGUACUAGUGGUAGCGGUAAUGGCAACUAAAUGAGAUAAAUAGGGGUGCUGACUGACUGGCUCAGCUUGCUAUGGGAAGGGUUCGUGAUUCAUGUAUAAAUAUCAUAAAUAAAGGAUAGACUUUGAG
This is a messenger RNA of Lobosporangium transversale, 3837 nucleotides long. RefSeq names its product fungal-specific transcription factor domain-domain-containing protein. The transcript is spliced from 4 exons. The coding region runs from base 162 to 3740 and encodes 1192 amino acids. The record is from RefSeq and is a predicted model, not a curated record. NCBI's taxonomy places the organism in Eukaryota, Fungi, Mortierellomycota, Mortierellomycetes, Mortierellales, Mortierellaceae. Gene Ontology annotation, molecular function: zinc ion binding; DNA binding. Gene Ontology annotation, biological process: DNA-templated transcription.